Messenger RNA from Phasianus colchicus (ring-necked pheasant), 6778 nucleotides. It is a transcript of the gene CALHM2, whose product is annotated as calcium homeostasis modulator family member 2. Gene Ontology annotation, molecular function: monoatomic cation channel activity. The record is from RefSeq and is a predicted model, not a curated record. Gene Ontology annotation, cellular component: plasma membrane. NCBI's taxonomy places the organism in Eukaryota, Metazoa, Chordata, Aves, Galliformes, Phasianidae.
UCUUUAUUUCAGUGCAGGGACAAGGAGCUGGGGCAGCAUGUGGGACUGGCACUGGGCCAGCCACACGGAGGAACAGUUGGGUAAGCCACAUGGCUGCAGGGUGCAGCACCAACCUUUUGCAACAGCAGGCGGGCACUGAUUUCCAUACAGCUCAAGGAUGACAGAACCCAGGGCCUCGAGGCAGCAAUGGAAAUCUCUCCAUUCACUCCUUUUGCAUUAGCAGCACACAGGAGAAAAAAAAGCUUUUAGAAACACAAAUUUUACCCCCACUGCAUCCCUUUCUAAAUGCUCAUCCCCUUGAAAUUUCUCCUACUGCAUUCUUGUUUAAACUGACCCAUUAUGGCUCACUGGUAACUGAGGUGACUGUUGUGAACAUAAACUGUAAUUACCGGUGUCUAACUCCAUAGAGGCUGUGGGGAGAGAAGAACAAAGGACAAAAUGACAAUGAAAUUCUUUGUUUUGCUCUGUAGCAUGAACCAGCCCAUAGUCAAAGGCUGAGUGUGGCUGACUCCCAGGAGAAAGGAGCAUGACACAGAUUUAUCAUUAAUCUUCACACCCCGAACUGUAAUUAAAGCACCUGCCCAGAAAUUAAUAGGCACAAAACCUGAUUUACAAGCAAAGGAGAUUAAAAGAUAAAGGCGGUUUCCACUCCCAUUAUUUGCAGCUCAGCACUGUUCAUGGCUCACCCAGAAAGCUGUACCCCAAGUCCCACCACAGCUGCGAUCAGCUCGCAGGGCCAGCCGGCUCCAUCCACAUACCAAGGAACCUACGUGCAUUUGCAAAGAAAAGCUUUUGGAGUUUCAGUUUAGAUUUUGAGAUCAAAGCUGUGCUCCAUGCAGCAAUUUUGGCAGUUCCUGCAGAGCAGGCAGGGUGAUCUCCCUGUGCUGGCAAUUCAUCCCAGCAGCUUUUCUGGAUUUUGGGGACGUGUCUCAUCACUGGUGGGAGCACACCCCUCACUGGGGGAUGCAGCGUGGCUCCUACAGGCUGCUGUCCUGGCACAGAGCAUGUUUGGCAGUGGGGCUCUUAGUGGAGGUCCGGGACUGCCACACACACAGUGCUCUCCAGCACUGCACUGCUGCAGAAACCAGGGCCAGCACAAAGAGAUGGGGUAAGGCUAGAGCCAAAGCCAGGCUGGGGAGUAAGAAGUACUCAAGACAAAGAUCUCAGCUGGACCACAGACAUUGACUUAGCGCAGGUUUGCUCUGGGCAGAGGAGAAUGUGGGCGUUACUUGAAGGUUUGCCUGUGCUGAAGAGAUCAUCCUGAGAGCACUGAGUUGAACCCUGGGGACACCGUGACAAAGAGGCUGGGAAAAAGGGAUGGAGCCUCUGGUCUCUGUGACAGGCUGGUACUGGAGCCAAGGGACAGGGAGCAGAGGAGAAAGCGAGGCAUCAGUCUACAGAGGAAGUGGAAAGCAAAAAGGCAGAGACAGACAGGAACGUGCUGCGAUCUCCAGUUCAUGGGCUGCACUCAGCCCCAAACACAUGGCUUGUCUCACACAAACCACAGCACUGCAUAGCAGCCAUUACACCCCUCUGCUCGAUCCACAAGAGUGGAUCCAUCCCAAAGGCAAGAAGCAAAACCUGACAGAGUUCAUGGUGACAGGUUCCUGCUCCUCUCGAAAACCCAGCCAGACUGGCAUCAUUCCCCACAGGCUCAGCCAGCUCUCAGGCACAAAAACAGCAGUUCCCGCCCCUUCGCCUGAGACCAGGAAAGGGCUUCUCACACACUGCCCUAACCUGCUAUGCUCGGGUCCCAUCCUCAUUCCCAUGUGUUCCAACCUUGGUCCCACCAGCAUCCCCUGGGGAGAAUGGGGGUCACAUCCAGACCAGACUGGGGGCUCCAGAAUUUCCCCCUCGCAUUCUAUCCAGGCAUCCAUUGCUCCCGUCCUGCAGGCAAAUCCCAUCCUCUCCACAGCCAGCCUCUGCACAGCUGCAUCGCAGAUCUGAAACAUACCAACGUGCUUUUUCCACUGACUCAUUCUCGGCUUUUCCUUCCUUUCUUUUUUUUUUUUUUUUUUUAAAGGCACAACCUCAGUCUUGUACCCAGCAGAAGCCACGCGCCUGCUCAUCGCCCCACCCAGGCACAGGCCCCAAGAACAGCCUCCUCCCUCCUCCCAAAAGCUGACAGCCCAGGGCACACUGCAAAGGAAGCUGCCGAACUUGAAUACUGCUUUACCCACUUUUGCUUUGCCCACCCACCUGGCCUCAGCCGGACCCUCCCUGCUGCUCAUCCCCUUGCUGCUGGGAGAGCCCCACUCCUGGAGCCCAAGCGAAAACAGCAAGAGAAAGCUCCAGAAGGAUUUCAACAGCUUUCCAAGCCUGGGAGAUCAAUAAGUGUCCAGCGGCAACACCAGUGGUCAUCACUUCUGUGGGAUGUGACUAAAGCCAAACAAAAGACUAUGAAUGUGCUAAUGAGAAUGGUAGAAAUGAUCGUCCUCUCGGUAAUCUUUGCUACAGAAAUGCUCUUGGACAGUUUAGUGGAAAACUGAGGAGUCUGAAGUUUCCCACAUCACUUAAGCUGCAUCCAUCCUCAAUCCAUUCUGAAGUAUCCCUGGUAGGAGCAGGCAGCUCCAGAGGCUGGAUCACCAGCUCUCAGUGACUGCAGUGAAGGUGUUGUGCUCCCUUUCAUUUCAGUCAUCCCAAGGCCAUUUCACUCCUUACUGUCGUGUCCCAACACAGCCCCCCACUGCAGUAGGCACCUCCUCUCAUCCCCCAUCUCCAGGAUAAGAUGGCUGCUCUUAUCGCUGAAAACUUCCGCUUCCUCUCCUUGUUCUUCAAGAGCAAAGAUGUGAUGAUCUUUAAUGGCCUGGUUGCGCUGGGCACAGUGGGCAGCGAGGAGCUCUUCUCAGUUGUUGCCUUCCAUUGCCCCUGCUCCCCAGCCCGCAACUACAUCUACGGGCUGGCUGCCAUCGGUGUCCCAGCCCUGGCACUAUUCCUCAUCGGCGUCAUCUUGAACAACCACACCUGGAACGUAGUGGCUGAGUGCCACAAGCGUGGCACCAAGAACUUCUCCACUGCCGCCACCUUCCUCCUCUUCGGUUCUAUCAUGGGCCGGGCAGCUGUGGCACCCGUCACCUGGUCGGUCAUCUCCUUGCUGCGUGGGGAGGCUUACAUCUGUGCCCUCAGCGAGUUUGUCAGGCCAUCCACCCUGGACAAGUUCCCAUCUGAGUUUGGGGCUGAGGUGCUGGCGAGAUUCCCCUGCAAAGACGUGCCAGCAAACCUCACCAAGUUCAGGGAUGAGGUGACACGGAGGCUGAGAUAUGAAUCCCAGCUCUUUGGCUGGCUGCUCAUUGGGAUCGUUGCCGUCCUGGUUUUCCUCACCAAGUGCCUGAAGCACUGCUGCUCACCGCUGAGCUACCGGCAGGAGGCCUACUGGGCCCAGUACCGCUCCAACGAGGACAAGCUUUUCCGCCGCACGGCUGAAGUGCACUCCAGGAUCCUGGCAGCAAAGAAUGUGAAGCAAUUCUUUGGAUUUGUGGCACUUGAUAAGGAGGAGAAGGAGCUGGUGCAGGAGUUCCCAGUGGAGGGCGUCCAGCCAAGCCCCCAGUGGAACGCCAUCACGGGUGUCUACAUCUACCGGGAGAACAAGGGCUUUCCCCUCUAUAGCCGGCUCCACAAAUGGGCAAAAGGGGUGGAAGGGAAUGGGCCAACCCCAGAGGGCCAUGAAAUGCUCUUUUUGGCUUCCUAAGACAGACAGGUGUUGGAAGCAGUUCCCCAGUCUGCCUGGCAGGCCUAUCAGUAUUGGUGUGCAGCUCAUGGAUUCGCUGGGAAUAUUCCUGUCAGCAGGAUUACUACUCUCAGCAGGUAAAAAGGAAUCAACAGCCUCAAGGUAGAGGCUGAUAAGCAAUGCACUGAGCUGGGGAACCCCUCCCUUGGAGACAACCAUCUUGCUGGUGCUCCCAGAGGGAUAAGGGGAGCAAAGCAGAUGCACACCUUACCUCCAGGCUGCUGGUGAGCCCUGCUGUCUUAAGCACCAUCAGAAACCUCAGGGAGGAAGAGCUGGGAACAUUUUUAGCUCUGACUCUUGCAGUCCCACCUGUAUCCCCUGUGGCAGGGCUAGUCCCAGCCAUCCUACACACCCACACUUUUAUCAACACCAGUAUUUUCUUAUGCAGUUCUGCAGUGCCUGUUACACUGACAGAUCCUGAAGAACUUUACAGACUUCAGAGGGAAAGAAAAGCAGUGAGCACAUUCCUGUAGCAACAAGGAUACAAUAGGAUCUGGGAAGGAGUAGGUCAGUACUACAUCAGCACACCAAAUAACUGAGAGACUAAGGCAGGAGGAAUCACCAAUAUUGUAGGCAUUCAGAAGGACACUCUGUAAUUACCAAGUUGAAAUUUGGGUAGGACACUAAACUCCUUUUGUUCUUAUAGAAGCGUCUGGCAACCUCUAAUGAGCCCAAAUGGUCGCAGCCAUGAGAAUAUAAACCUGGAAGGUGACACCAUCAGCAGAAUAGCUUUCAGGGGAGGUGGCACAGUGGAGGCUCAAAGGGAGCAUAGCACCCACAGUGAACCACAGCACCGUGUGCAGCUCAUUGCAUUGCUCAUCCACCAUUGGAUGAGAGUCCUGCUUGUUUUGGUUGACAGGUUGGAACAAAACCCUAGCAAGAAUUACAUACAUAUAAUUAUGUUAUACACACACACACUAUAUAUAUACUUAUAAUCAUACUUUACUGUAUUAACGGAGCAUAUUUCUUCCAGAGAAAGGGGGCAAGAAACUUGCCAGCCAAAAGACCAUGUUACAUGCACUCAUCUGCUCUAUUGUUACUGCAGCAAAAGAGACUGUGGGAAUGGGAUGAGGGGAGCAACCCUCUCUACUCCUCCACCACUGAACUAAAUUCUUACCACUGCUUUAAACAGUCCCUGCAGCAAACUGUCUGUUUUAGGGACUCAGCAGUACUGAGAGCAAGGCCAGAGAGGUAUUAUACUACUGCAAUUGCUGACACUGUGCUGACUGUUUUGGCACUGUGCCCCUUUCUGCCUGAGAGUCAGACCUAUAUAUCUAUAUAGGCAGGACAACAGAGUUUGGUUUUCCUACCUGUAUAGUUCCUCUACACAACUUCCAUUUACACUGUGCCUUUUACUGAAAAGCCUUGAACUGUUUAAAAAAAAAAAAAAAGCUCACUGAACUCAGAGAGGCUUCAACACAAGGAGAUUUGAAAUAAACUAUUAAAUGAGUUCUUUUUCAUUGCCUUUUGACAUUUUUAAGGGGGUCAUAGAAGGCCUGUUUUAAUAUUCCCUUUGAAGCCAAGAACCGGGAACUUAUAUUUUCUUUCUAUUAAAUAUUUACAUUCUUUUCUGUUCAGGUAACACCAAGACAUUGUGUUUUAAAGUAUCAUCACAUAUUAUAAAAUAGUGGAGGAGGCAUCCCAGGACCCACGAUCAGUUCUGCCAUAAUUUGCCUUUCAUCUGUGGGAAGGCCCAGCUACCAGCUGACCUAAGCUUCAGGAAUGAUCAUACGCAAGUUAAGAAAAAACAAAACUGCAUUCAUUUGAGAUAAAAAAGUUAAUUUGCAUUUCUCCUCAUAGGCCCUCGGGGGUGAACAUGCAUAUGCGCUUGCCACCUCCGCAUGCAAGUCAGCAGAUGCAAGGUAACUUGCUGAAACAGUAGCAUGAGCAUAUUCCUCUUACUUCCCUUUGUGACAGCCCCCAUUCCUUUGAACCACCUCCACUUCCUUCUCCUCCUCUCCCCUCCUUUUGAAGGAGAGUGCAAGACACAAUGCUUGCUAAAGGAUUUGUUUAUCGUAAGAAUACACCAUGUGUACAGCCCAGCCUUUGCUUCAUUUAGCUUUUCUCUUCUCCAUUAACUCCAGCUGCUUUCCAUGCCUUGUGAUGGGCCAGAGACUUAUGCAGCUUGCCCAUCUUCCCAUCUUCCUGGAGAGGCAGAUUUGGGCCAGCAGCUGACAGCAAGGAGCAGAGCAAACCACUGCUGUUGGAAAUACUGCACUGUAGUAUUUCUCUAAUAUGUAGCAAAUCUCAAACAAUGCAAUUGUAAGGAUUUUUUUUCCUGUUUUUCCUCCCUUCUUCCACAGCCCUGAGCAUGGUCCCCAAUAAUGCGGCUCUGGGCUUCUGGCCCUUGUAGCCCAACAGUGCCCUUGUGAAUCAUAGAAUCAUUUGAGCUGGAAGUGGACCUUAAUGGUCAUCUCAUUCAACUCCCCUGCAAUGAAUAGAGUUAUCUAUAACCCUGCCAAGGUAGUCACUCACCCUUCCCCACUGAGGGUGAGGUGAGGUCAGCAGAAGGAAGAAAGUACCGAAGGAGGAAAGGAGUCAGGGUGAGAGCUACCAAUGUGUGGGAAAUGCUGGGAGCAAAGAGACAAGGAAAAGCGUUUGAGGAAGAAGUAGACUUGAUUAACUUCUGCAAAAAUACUCAAAGUAGGACAUUAAGUCACAUAGCUUUUUCACUCAGUGUAAGCAAGAAAAAUACCAAAAGGGAAGCCAAGGCGCCUGUCUUCCCCUGGCAUGCUGGAUCACGAAGGCUGAGCUCACGUGCUCUGUGCUCCUCCUGCAGAGGCUGAAAGCAAUGCCAACAAAGAGCAGCCUACAGGCUGUCAGUUAGGGCACGCUUUCCAAUACACAGAAUUACACACAGCCCUUUCAUUUUCCCUGCUUACUACUGUAUAGACUAUAAUAGCCCCUAUAAUCAUAAAGAAAUACUUCAAAGGGAUCUUGGUUUCAAUUCAGACACUUAUUUACGUACUCUAUUACGUAACUAAUUCGUUUGGGGGUAAAAAUUAAAGGAAAACCACCAUUACUGCAGUUGCACUGUUUAAAAAAAAAAAA